AUGGCUCGAAAAUAUCCACAAAACCCGAUAAAUUAUGCAGCUUAUAAAUUAAUUCAUCUGAGACUCAAGGAUUUCCAAAUCCCCUACCGGGAAAAACCCGAUCUUAAAGAAUCAAAUCACCACCAAACUUCUGAGGCGGACUUUUCAAGGCGAACAUGUGUAACCUGUCAGUAUCUCGUCCAAUCACUGAAGAAAGUCUCACAGUACGCCAAAGAAAAGAGUCUUACACAAGAUGCCUCAACAGUUGCCUGUUCUUUAACUAAUAAGGAUGAACAUGCUUGCGAUCAGUAUAUGCCAGGCAUAGUGAAUCUGGUGCACGAUUAUUUGGAAAGCUACGAUCCGAGUGAUGCGUGUCAA
Molecule: messenger RNA, 357 nt
Organism: Opisthorchis viverrini
Lineage: Eukaryota; Metazoa; Platyhelminthes; Trematoda; Opisthorchiida; Opisthorchiidae
Exons: 5
Source: RefSeq, a predicted model, not a curated record